UUCCGAUUCUGCGCAGUGGAGCCCGCUCCGCCUCAGCUGAGCUUUUUGAGAGUUGUGCGGAAAAAAAACUGAUGAAGUCCAGAAAACUUGUAGCAAAGUAGCGAUUUGAGCAGCGAUGAGUGGACCAGCCGUCGAGAACUCCGUGUCAUCGGGCAAUGCUUCGGUCACGAUCCCUGCUGACAUCAGCGGGCAAAUGUUAGAUCUAGAUGAAGACGAUGACUUGGAAGUUUUCAGUAAGGAUACAACUAUCACAGACGGGAGCUAUUUCAACACCUCCAUGCAGACCUCACCAGCUUCAAUGAUCAACCAGUACAAGUUUGAGGAAGAAGAGGAAGAUGUUAACGCCAAAGAUAUUUUCGUCACAGUUGAUAACCCUGAGAGUCACGUGACUGCUAUUGAGACAUACAUCACCUACCGGGUCAUGACCAAGACCACACGGAGCGAGUUUGACUCUAGUGAGUUUGAGGUGCGAAGACGAUACCAGGACUUCCUGUGGUUAAAGGGACGCCUGGAAGAAGCUCAUCCUACACUCAUUGUUCAUCCUCUGCCAGAGAAGUUUGUGAUGAAGGGAAUGGUGGAGAGGUUUAAUGAAGAUUUCAUAGAGACCAGAAGAAGGGCUCUGCACAGGUUUCUAAACAGAAUAGCAGAACAUCCCAUUUUCUCCAGCACUGAAGACUUUAAGAUCUUUCUCACAGCUGCAUCUGAAGAGCUGAUCUCUCAUAAGAAGCAGGGUCCGGGCUUUCUGAGCAGGAUGGGCGAGACGGUGAAGGCCGUUGCUGCUUCAGUUCGAGGUGUCAGGAACCGGCCGGAGGAGUUUAAUGAUAUGCAGGAGUAUGUGGAGGCCUUCAGCCAGAAGAUCAGCUCACUUGAUAAAGUCACUCAGAGGAUCAUCAGAGAGCAGAGAGAGUACCUGGAGGAGCUGAAGGAGUGCGGGCCCACAUACAAUCUGUGGUCAAACUCCGAGCAGGAUCUGGCUGAACCUCUGAAGAACAUGGCAGACUGUCUGGACAGAUGCUAUAAGGAGUCAGACGAGCAGGUCAAACAGCUGAAUGAUCAGCUCACUCCAGCUCUUCAUGAGUACGUGCUCUGCACAGAGACGCUCAAGGCAGUACUAAGGAGGCGAGACAACAUCCAGGCGGAUUUCGAAGCCAAAACCGAAGCUCUCGCCACCAAGAAGGCCGACAGAGAAGCGGAUUCUAAGGUGCUGAGUUUAGCAUGGGACAGCUUGGUGGGACGAUCCCCUGAGGAGGUCAAACAGCAGAGACAGCAGAAACUUAAGGCAGAGAUUAAGGAGAUGAGAGAUGACCUGGAAAAGUUAGAGGACCGGCUGGAGUGGGCAAAUAAUGCGCUGAAGAUUGACUGGACCCGCUGGAACAAGGUCAUGAGAACUGACCUGCGAUCAGCUUUUGUUGACACAGCGGAGAGGAAUGUCAGCUACUAUGAAAAGUGUUUGGCUAUAUGGGAGUCCUUCCUGCAUUCUCAAAGGACAGAUGCUGAAGCAAAUGGAAAGGACGACUUUUCCUGAUCUCCCAUGGUGCUUUUAGGUGAUUGGGACCACACCAAACAGCUUUUAUUCCAAACCAUACUAAUAAAAUCCUAUUCAGAGACUGAAACACCAAAGAGAGAGAGAGUCAUCCUAAAACAAGCGUUUAGCAACUGACCCACAGAAAUCUGUAAUAGAAGAAUCAUUUCCUCUGUCAAAUUAUACUGCCAAAUCUUUUAUACUGAGACUAGUUUCUAUGAGUUCAAAACUAGAAUAAUAAUAAUAAUCAUAAUAACAACAAUAAUAAUAAUAAUAAUAAUGCGAUUCUCGGAAAGUGAGGAUGCAUACAUUAUUGCAUCAUGUGACCUUUCUGUUGAUGAUUUCAUCCACAUGACGUUUGAGAUUCAUAUGUCCUGGCCUUUUGCAGAUCAAUGCAAAUGCUGUUUACCUCUUUUCAAAGCUGCCUCGCUGCCCAAACCAUUGGAUUAGUGGAUAAACAACAAAUAAAUGCACUCUGAAUGGA
Danio aesculapii is the source of this 2006-nucleotide messenger RNA. It is a transcript of the gene snx7, whose product is annotated as sorting nexin 7. Gene Ontology annotation, molecular function: phosphatidylinositol binding. Lineage: Eukaryota; Metazoa; Chordata; Actinopteri; Cypriniformes; Danionidae. The coding region runs from base 116 to 1525 and encodes 469 amino acids. The transcript is spliced from 10 exons. The record is from RefSeq and is a predicted model, not a curated record.